This is a messenger RNA of Lichtheimia ornata, 1524 nucleotides long. Its product is annotated as glucose-6-phosphate dehydrogenase. The coding region runs from base 1 to 1524 and encodes 507 amino acids. Lineage: Eukaryota; Fungi; Mucoromycota; Mucoromycetes; Mucorales; Lichtheimiaceae. Gene Ontology annotation, cellular component: cytosol. Gene Ontology annotation, biological process: pentose-phosphate shunt, oxidative branch; glucose metabolic process. Gene Ontology annotation, molecular function: glucose-6-phosphate dehydrogenase activity; NADP binding. The record is from RefSeq and is a predicted model, not a curated record. The transcript has 4 exons.
AUGCCCACUCCUGCUCAAGAAAUCCAAGCACAAGUCUCCAAAGAACUUGCUGGCUUUGUCACUAUCAUCGUCUUGGGUGCCUCUGGUGACCUUGCAAAGAAGAAGACCUAUCCUGCCCUUUUCAAACUUUUCCGUAAUGGGUUCUUGCCUGAAAACACGCACAUUGUUGGCUAUGCUCGUACCAAGAUGACUCAUGAAGAUUACCUUGGUCGUGUGACUCAAUACAUCAAGGCCGAUGAGAAGGAAGUGGAAAAGUUCAAGGCCAUUACUACAUAUCAUUCAGGAUUGUAUGAUGAUGACGCGUCGUGGAAGUCGCUUGACGACUAUCUUGUCAAGAAUGAAGCGGAUCGUGGUGUUUCCCAGGGUCAUCGCAACCGUGUCUUUUAUAUGGCGCUUCCUCCCUCUGUGUUUAUUCCAGUGGCCAAGGGUGUGAAGAAGGAGGUUUACUCUCGUGAUGGUGUCAAUCGACUCAUUGUUGAAAAGCCUUUUGGUAUGGAUACCGAGAGUUCCAAUGAAUUGGGACGUGAGCUUGGUGCAUUAUUCAAGGAGGAAGAGAUUUACCGCAUUGAUCAUUACCUCGGCAAGGAAAUGGUCAAGAACGUCAUGACCAUGCGUUUCGCCAACAUUUUCUUCAGCCAAGUGUGGGAUCGCAAAUACAUUGACAAUGUGCAGAUCACUUUCAAGGAACCUUUCGGAACCGAAGGUCGUGGUGGAUACUUUGAUGAUUUCGGCAUCAUCCGGGAUGUCAUGCAGAACCACUUGCUUCAGGUGCUCUCGCUUAUUGCUAUGGAACGUCCAAUUUCCACCGAAUCCGAAGCCAUUCGUGAUGAGAAGGUCAAGGUGCUAAAGUGCAUUCCUCCUGUCACCAUUGAUGAUGCUUUGCUUGCCCAAUACGUGGCUGCUAAUGGCAAGCCUGGUUACUUGGAAGAUGAUACCCUAAAGAACAAGCAGAGCCGCACGCCCACUUUUGCUGCAUUGACAUUAUGGGUACAAAACGAGCGAUGGGAAGGUGUGCCUUUUAUCAUGAAGGCGGGUAAGGCUUUGGAUGAUGCCAAGGUGGAUAUCCGUAUCCAGUUCCGCAACGUUGCUGGCAAUCUUUACAAGGGUGCUCCUCGUAACGAAUUGGUGAUGCGUAUCCAACCCAAGGAGGCUGUGUACAUCAAAUUCAACAACAAGCAGCCUGGCUUGUCCUACCAAACCAUUCAAUCGGAUCUUGACUUGUCGUACCAUGAGCGCUUCACUGACAUGGCUAUUCCUGAUGCUUACGAAUCACUUAUUCUCGACGUCCUUCGUAAUGACCAUUCCAACUUUGUGCGUGAUGAUGAAUUGGAAGCCGCUUGGAAGAUCUUUACCCCAUUGCUUCACCGUAUUGAUAGCGAUUCAUCCAUUCCCGUACGCACUUAUCCUUAUGGUUCUCGUGGCCCUGCUGAGCUCGAUGGCUUUGUCAAAAAGUAUGGCUAUGACAGAUCCAACGCCAACUACACUUGGCCAGUACAAAGCGUGGCUCCUGGCAACAAGCUGUAA